Entamoeba invadens IP1 is the source of this 768-nucleotide messenger RNA. RefSeq lists its product as hypothetical. NCBI's taxonomy places the organism in Eukaryota, Evosea, Mastigamoebida, Endamoebidae. The transcript has a single exon. The coding region runs from base 1 to 768 and encodes 255 amino acids. The record is from RefSeq and is a predicted model, not a curated record.
AUGAAUGUCUCAAAAAUGUUCCUGCCGCUUGCGAACAAAGUGAACGAAAGCAUCUCCACGUGUGUCGAGAAUGCGUGUUGCGAGAAUUCAACGUGCGCUCUCCUCACUACUGAUAUAGCAGGUGUCAAAGACGCAAUGAACGAAAUAGUGAACAUUACUGAAAACUUGGUCAGCACGGAAUAUGAAGGCUACGACAACGUCAGUGGACCAAUUAAAGAGAAGCUCUCGGAGUUAACAGAAAAGGAGAAACUAUUAGUCCCAUCUAUACCAGCGAAAGAGUUGGUCGAUAUACUGAUUGUUAUCAACACCGAUGUGACUGCACUUGUUGUCAUAGCAACCAUCUCUCCAUACCUUCGUAUAUUCCAUGAAAAGGACCAAACACUCGAUAUGAUGAAAACCAUUAAAAGUGGUGGAGGGGACUUAAAGACUAUUCAGGACGUCUGUGCAGCAGCGUCUGAAGUGAGUGCGAUGCUCAAGAUGCUCGACGAUCUUUCUGAAGACCAGAAGUGUGUUGUCGAGACGGCUCGUCUUGAGCUUGAAAAGACCAUUGACAAAGCCAUCACCACUUUAAACAGCUCACUCAAAAAUAGUUCAGACUUAAUCCCAGCACUCACACCCGUCGACACAAUGUUACACACCGUCACCGACAUCAUCGCGUUAAUUCAAAAAGAAGUCGAAAAGGGGGUCGAGGAGUAUGUCGACAGUCAAAAGAAUUUCAUCAAAAAGUGUGCUGAAAAGGCUCAGAGCAUCGAUCAUGUCAUUAUUUAA